AUGCAAAAAUUCCUGUCUGUUUUGAUUUUAAUUUCACUUUUUUAUUUAUAUGAAUUUAAAUUUCAUCGAGAUAAAUUUUUAAAUGGAAAAUCUACUUUUACAGAAGAUUCUUUAGAAACUCAUUUAAAAAAAAUGGAUGAAUUAAGACGUCUUCAAAUACGUUAUUUUGGAAAAUUUGAAGCAAAUGAUGAUAUUUCUUAUGAAGAAGAUAGUAUUGAGCCUGAAGAAGCUGAAAAAGAUAGAAAACCUUAUGAAAAUCCUUUUUUGUAUGAAGGAGAUAUUAUUUUAACUAAUGAACAAUUUGAUGUCAUAUUAGAAGUUGUUAAAGAAAAUAUAAAAGAAAAUGAUAAAAACAAUACUAAUAAUGAUAAUGAUAAUACAGAAAGAAAAAAAAGAACACUUAGUAGUUCUCUUACAACAAGAUGGACAAAUUUUCCAAUUCCAUUUUAUAUUAAUACAGGAACUGGUAUUGACUCUGCUGCUGUUUUAGCUGGAAUAAAAUCAUGGGAAGAUAAUACAUGUAUUACAUUUAAACAAUCUUAUUCUUUGCCAAGAGGAAACGGUUUAGAAUUUAUUCUUGGUAAUGGAUGUUAUUCUAAUAUUGGAAAAUAUAGUGGUGGACCACAACAAAUUUCAAUUGGAUAUGGUUGUACAUCAUUAGGAACUGUUACUCAUGAAAUUGGUCAUUCACUUGGACUUUUUCAUGAACAAGCUCGUUUCGAUAGAGAUAAUUAUGUUACAAUUGAUACAAAUAAUAUUCAAUUUUCAUAUCUUUCACAAUUUACAAAACAAUCUCGUGCAACAAUGAUUGAUUUUGGCGUUGGCUAUGAUCUUGGAUCAGCUAUGCAUUAUGAUGCAUAUUCAUUUUCUUCAAAUCGUGGAAUAACUGUUGAAACAAUUGAUGAAAAUUAUCAAACAACAAUUGGACAAAGAAUGGGUUUAUCUUUUUAUGAUAUUAAAAAAAUUAAUUUUGCUUAUUGCAAUUCAACAUGCCCUGUUCAAUUACCAUGUGAAAACAAAGGAUAUACUGAUCCAAAAGAUUGUAGUAAAUGUAGAUGCCCACCAGGUCUAAGUGGUAAACUUUGUACAGAAGUUGACAUAAAAAAUGCAUCUUGUGGUGAAGGUAUUUUACAAACAACAAAUGUUCUUAAAACAUUAACAAAAUCUGGAAGUCAAACAUGUUACUUUUUAAUUAAAGCACCAAAUUCUAAAUAUAAAGUAUAUAUGACGUUGGCUGAAUCACGUUUUACACAAGCUACAACAUGCCAAGAUAACUAUGUUGAAAUUAAAUAUAAACAAGAUAUUGGUCAAACUGGUGCAAGAAUUUGUAAAUAUUCUAGUAAAUUAGAAUUUACAAGUGAAAGUUCUUUUGCCAUGGUUAUAUAUAAAGGUGGUUCAUCAACAUCAUUUACACUAGAAUAUAGACAUGAUCCACCUGAUGAAAUCAUAUCUACGUCAACUCAAACUACAACAACAACAACAAAUUCUAUUGAUGAAUCAACUAGAACAGAAUCAACAACUACCACUACUACAAAACCUACACCUACAUCUACAACAACAAGAAAGACAAUAGAAACUUCUCAAAUACCAUCAGGUCCAUGGGGAUAUUGGUCAAGUUGUUCAUCUCAAUGUGGUGGUUGUGGUAUUCGUUUCCGUAUUCAAGGAUAUGGGCAAGCUGUACAACGUCAAUUUUGUAAUACUAUGCCAUGUGUUGGUAAUUGGUGUUGUGAUCCAUUUAAAUUUGUUCCACCAUAUUCUUGUAAAGCAAAAACUACUGAUAGUACAUAUGGUUCAAUUGAAAUUCCACAAAGUGAUAAUGAAAAUAUUAAUCAACCAAUAUAUCCAUAUUAUCCUGGAUUUAAUUAUCACUCAGAUAAAGUUAUUUUUGGAUCAGGAAGACCAGUAAAAUAA
Molecule: messenger RNA, 1911 nt
Organism: Strongyloides ratti
Lineage: Eukaryota; Metazoa; Nematoda; Chromadorea; Rhabditida; Strongyloididae
Product: Astacin-like metalloendopeptidase
Exons: 2
Coding region: 1-1911 (636 amino acids)
Biological process (GO): proteolysis
Molecular function (GO): zinc ion binding; metalloendopeptidase activity
Source: RefSeq, a predicted model, not a curated record